This is a messenger RNA of Oryzias melastigma (Indian medaka), 1454 nucleotides long. RefSeq names its product odorant receptor, family B, subfamily 101, member 1 (gene or6at1). The transcript has 4 exons. The coding region runs from base 305 to 1321 and encodes 338 amino acids. Gene Ontology annotation, biological process: G protein-coupled receptor signaling pathway. Gene Ontology annotation, cellular component: membrane. NCBI's taxonomy places the organism in Eukaryota, Metazoa, Chordata, Actinopteri, Beloniformes, Adrianichthyidae. Gene Ontology annotation, molecular function: olfactory receptor activity; G protein-coupled receptor activity. The record is from RefSeq and is a predicted model, not a curated record.
AACGCCUCAUUAUCUGUCUGUUUUCGUUCUUGAAGGCCACAAAGGAAGCUAAAAGGAGUCCCUUCAGUGUUUUUUGCCCUUCGUGACCUUAAUUUGGAUUUUUCAGUGUCUAAGUGGGUCUGAUGAGAGUUUGUGGGUGUCUCAUUAGAAGCAGAAUUAGCAGAUUUAGUGAGAGAACGUCAGGUUAUAAAAAACGCCAGGAGGAGUUCUUCCUUUGCAGAGCAGUUUUUUUUUCUUUUUGGGUGUCUCUUUAUGCUCGAGGUUUGGUUUUAGAGAAAGACCAAAUAAUCCGUGAGCUGAAGAAAUGGAGCUGCUGAUGCUUGAAGGAGCCUCCAUUUCUUUCAGUCAGAGGUCAAACCAGACGUGGGAGCCUGACCGUCCAGUGUUCUUCAUCAUCCAGGGACUCUCCAGCCUUGGCGAGAUGAAGAUGGUCCUGUUUGUCAUCUUUCUGCUGGGAUACCUGGUGAUCCUGGGGGGGAACAGCAUGAUCCUCUUUGUGACGCUCUCAGACUCCAGGCUCACCUCCCCCAUGUACUUCUUCCUCCAAAACCUGUCUUUUGUGGACCUGGUCUACACCACCACCACCAUCCCCAACAUGCUGGCUGGCUUCCUCAUGGACCGGUUGACCAUCUCCAUCCCGGGCUGCUUCCUGCAGAUGUAUUGCUUCCAUCAGCUCGCCGUGACGGGGCGUGCCAUCCUCACCGUCAUGGCUUAUGACCGCUACUUGGCCGUCUGCAACCCCCUGCGCUACACCGCCAUCAUGACCCGCUCCGUGCGAAUGCUGCUGGUGACGGGAGCCUGGAGCUUCGGCUUGUUCUGCACGCUGCCCCCCACUGCAGUGGCCUACCUGCGGCCCUACUGCGGCCCCAACAUGGUCCGGCACGGCUGGUGUGACCUGUCGUCAGUCAGGACGCUGGUGUGCGCCGACACUUCCAUGGACAACGUCAUGUCCCUCUCCUUCGCCAUGGUCGCGCUGCUGACCACGGGGGUCCUCAUUCUCACCUCCUACUUCCUGAUCGCCGCCUCCAUGUACCGGAUGGGCGUCGCCGAGAGGCUUAAGGCCUUCAGCACAUGCGCCGCCCACCUCACCGUGGUCUCCAUCUCGUACAGCGCCGCCUCCUUCGUGUACAUUUCAUAUAGAGUGGGAAACUUUUCAUCAGAGGUGCGCAUCAUCGUGUCGGUGCUGUACUCCGCCCUGACCCCGUUCCUCAACCCCAUGAUCUACAGUCUGAGGAACAAGGAGCUGCGGAUGGCCAUCAGGAGGACUCUGGUCUGCUUCCGACCUGCUGCCAUGUCUACUGUGAAGGCCAUCAGUACAUAACCGCCAUUCCACCUGGAACUCCAAGAGUUCAGAUGAUCUACAAUUGCAUCAGCUCCAUCCAUGAGCGGAUGGACUGACUCCUCCCUGCAGCGUUGAACAAAUCCAACAAGUUCCUCUUGAUCUAUGAUCUAAA